AUGCCCAGUCCCGUUGCAAAUACCACAGCGCCUCGGGCGCGUUUUUACGCGUUUGGAGGGAGCUUCGGGGGACUUGACUUCGAGCCGACCUACAACUUCCCAACCACAAAUAUCAUAUCGCCCUUCCCUCCACCACCAGUCAACACAAUCGACUGGUCCAACGUGGGUUUCCGCGUUCGUGAAGUCGCACUACACUACUCCGUCCACACCAAAAAAUGGACGCCGCCUCAGUUUGUCGCUGAUCCUUACAUCCGAAUCCACGGCAUGGCCCCGGCCCUCAACUAUGGCCAGCAAGCCUACGAGGGACGAAAGCCUUCCGCACGCCCUGAAUACAUCUCCUGCCCACCCGUACCGGUCGAGCACUUUGUCAAUGCUGUCAAAGCCACCGUAUCGCUCAAUGCCGAAUACGUCCCACCCCAUGAGACUGGUGCUGCUAGGUACAUCCGCCCACAGAUUUACGGUUCCAGCGGCCAGUUGGGACUGAGCCCGCCAGAGGAGUAUAUGUUCUGCGUCUACGUCCUGCCCACGGGAGUCUACCACGGCACGCAUCCUGUCGAUGCGCUCAUUCUGGACGACUUUGAUCGGGCGGCGCCAAAUGGCACUGGAAGCGCCAAGGUCGGUGGUAACUAUGCGCCUGUGCUGCGAUGGAGUGACAAGGCGAGGACUGAGGGUUAUGGAAUCACACUGCAUUUGAAUAGUGCGACGCAUUCUGAGGUUGACGAGUUCAGCACCAGUGGAUUCAUUGGCGCAUUGGUCGAUGGCGAUAAUGUUACUUUAGUGGUUCCGGAUUCAAAAAAUGUCAUCAAGAGUGUGACGGCCGACAGCAUCACCGAUAUCGGCAAGAGCUUCGGGUGGAACCUGGAAAGGCGAUCGAUCAAAUACACCGAACUCCCCAACUUCUCCGAGGUUAUGGCUGCUGGGACUACCGCCGCGCUUGUUCCUAUCCGGACCAUUUCUCGUUGCAUCGACCCGUCAUCACCGGACUCGAUCAGUGCAGCCGUGAAGCAACACCCGCGAUUGUCCUCCGAUAAGCAAGCCGAGAAGGUGAAUUACAUCGAAGAGAGCCAGGAGGAUGCGGGUCCGGUUUGCUUGAAGCUUCUGACCCAGCUCAAGGCUAUCCAGCUCGGAAAGGCCAAAGAUGAAUUCGGCUGGUGUGCUCCAGUCACUGCAGAGGAUGGCGCCAAAAUCACUGGCGUACCCAAGGCAACUAAAGGUGACGGCCAAACGGUCGACCAGUUGGAUUAA
Pseudomassariella vexata is the source of this 1245-nucleotide messenger RNA. Its product is annotated as aminotransferase. The coding region runs from base 1 to 1245 and encodes 414 amino acids. The transcript is spliced from 5 exons. Lineage: Eukaryota; Fungi; Ascomycota; Sordariomycetes; Amphisphaeriales; Pseudomassariaceae. The record is from RefSeq and is a predicted model, not a curated record. Gene Ontology annotation, biological process: branched-chain amino acid metabolic process. Gene Ontology annotation, molecular function: branched-chain-amino-acid:2-oxoglutarate transaminase activity.